CUCCGGGCGGAGGAAGGUUCUGUAUGGAGUUGUAGACCAGGCCGUGCCUGCAGAUUACUCUUCAUUCUUACCUGGAAUGAUUUUGGCUGUAUCGGCCCUACACGCUCUGUCCUGCGCUGAUAUUCUACCGUGAGCCCGCUUGUGAUUCACCGGCAGAAGGUUUACAGAUGUUAGUUCAUUCCUACUCCACCGCGGACCGGCAUGACGGCGUCUCGAGCCACAGCUCGCGCCUGUCCCAGCUGGGUUCGGUGUCGCACGCGGGACCCUACUCCAGCGCGCCGCCGCUGUCUCACGCGCCUUCCUCGGACUUCCAGCCGCCGUACUUUCCUCCGCCGUACCAGCCGCUUGCUCACUACCAGAGCCAGGAUCCGUACUCCCCACGUCAGCGACCCAUACUCCCUGAACUCUCUGCACCAAGCCAGCAGGGAGCAUGGGGCGCGCGUCAGCGGCAGGACGCCACGGGGGACCGAAUGGAGAGCUCCGCUCUGCUGGCGCAGCCUCGGGCCUCGCUGCCCCAGCUAUCUGGGCUGGACCCAAGGCGGGACUACGGUGGCGUGCGGCGGCCUGAUGUGCUUCUACACUCCGCUCACCCUGGACUUGAGCCCGGUAUGGGAGACGGACUGCUGCACGGGCUCCACGGUAUGGAGGAUAUUUCGACCGGUGAAGACACCAACGGGACAAACAUCCUGGAUCAAUCAGUAAUUAAAAAAGUCCCUAUGCCACCAAGAACAUGGGCUCCCUGAUGCUCGGGUAAGGACGGGCUGAUCGGAGGAGUGACCGUGAACAUAAACGAGGUGUUCUGCUCGGUACCAGGUCGCCUGUCGCUGCUCAGCUCCACUUCAAAGUAUAAAGUGACCGUAGGGGAGGUGCAGAGGAGACUGUCCCCGCCCGAGUGCCUCAACGCCUCCUUGUUGGGGGGCGUGUUGAGAAGAGCAAAGUCUAAAAACGGUGGGAAAUGCCUGAGAGAAAAGCUGGAAAAGAUUGGAUUGAAUCUACCUGCUGGGAGACGCAAAGCUGCCAAUGUCACAUUAUUAACAUCUCUCGUGGAAGGUGAAGCGGUCCACCUGGCCCGGGAUUUCGGUUACAUCUGCGAGACGGAGUUUCCCACCAAAGCCGUGAGCGAGUACCUCAACCGGCAGCACGCGGACCCCAACGAGCUGCACACGCGGAAAAACAUGCUGCUGGCGACAAAACAGCUGUGUAAGGAGUUCACAGACCUGCUGGCCCAGGACAGGACUCCCCUGGGCAACUCGAGGCCCACCCCCAUCAUGGAGCCUGGCAUCCAGAGCUGCCUCUCCCACUUCUCCUUAAUCACGCAUGGUUUUGGUUCGCCCGCCAUCUGCGCUGCACUCACCGCCCUGCAGAACUACCUCACCGAGGCUCUCAAAGGACUCGACAAGAUGUUUCUCAACAACCCUCCCAACAACCGGCAUGGGGAUGCUGGCAACAAGGCCGGCGACAAAGAGGAGAAGCAGCGGAAAAUGAAGCAGGCAAAGAAGGGGAGUGAUGAUCGAGAGCUGAGAAGGAGGCAGACACACAGACAGAGGCGUUACACCGUUACUUCUAGCUUUACACCCCUGUGACUGACCUGCCACGCCACAGGGCUGAGGUGGAGGAGGAAGGGGAAGGCUCGGUAGAGAGAAAAAAGGCAGAGGAAGACACCCGUGGGCCAGUGUCAGAGAGCACAGAGGGAUUUUUCAUCUGUGUUGCGUUCUUUUCAUUCCCCUGAGGACAUGGUGGUUACUGUGUUACAUUCAUUUCGCUCCCCCUGCCUGCAUCCUGUGAGACUGAGAUGCUGUGAGCAGCCAACAACAACAUUGUGUCUGUGUGCCUGAACGAGUGUGUGGUGUGUGUGUGUGUGUGUGUGUGUGUGUGUGUGUGUGUGUGUGGUGUGUGUGUGUGUGUUGUGUGUGUGCGUGCACGCAUGCAUGUCUCUGUGUGUCUUUGUCUUCACACAGAAAAAGCAUUGUGAGUUGGAGACUGGAUGAUGAGCAAUCUAUAUGUGAAACAGGGUUGUCUGGUUAUUUAACACAAGAGGAGGGAGAGGAGGGAGGUGUUAAUUUAUGUGUGUAAAUAUUUAUUUAUAUUAAUUUAAAUGGAUGGUUGUGUAAAUAGGUGCGCCAGCUAUUUUGGAGUAGGCCUAUUAAUCUGUGAUUUGACCUUUGUGAGCCGUUGGGGGGACAGGACUAUUCCAGUGUUUUUCUGUUCUUAUAGAGCUGUGUCAUGGUGCUGAUGAUGGGUAGACAUGCUUCUAAUUGUCCAGUGAUUUCAUUUCUAUCAUAUUGAUAA
Molecule: messenger RNA, 2289 nt
Organism: Archocentrus centrarchus (flier cichlid)
Lineage: Eukaryota; Metazoa; Chordata; Actinopteri; Cichliformes; Cichlidae
Gene: tfap2b
Product: transcription factor AP-2 beta
Biological process (GO): anatomical structure development; regulation of cell population proliferation; regulation of transcription by RNA polymerase II
Cellular component (GO): nucleus
Molecular function (GO): DNA-binding transcription factor activity, RNA polymerase II-specific; RNA polymerase II transcription regulatory region sequence-specific DNA binding
Source: RefSeq, a predicted model, not a curated record